Messenger RNA from Cylindrotheca closterium, 894 nucleotides. NCBI's taxonomy places the organism in Eukaryota, Bacillariophyta, Bacillariophyceae, Bacillariales, Bacillariaceae. The record is from the annotation of a GenBank genome assembly.
AUGCCUCGUUAUUGCGCUUCAUGUGGACGUAACUUCGAUAAGUCAGCCUACUCCAAAACGCAAUGGUCCAAAGGAGACGGGGUAUCUCGUUGCUCGGGCUGCGUCCAUGGACGUGGAGGCAGUAAUAGCUCCAGCACGAAUGCAACUAUCGAUGCUUCGCAGACGGCGAGGCUGAACAACGCCAGCAGAGCCAGCUUCGAAAAUCAAGCUCUCGACAACCCGUUCGCCUCGGGAAGCUUUCGUUGGGUAGCAAAGGGUGUAUACACCGAAGGAAACCGUGCUGGUGAAGCAUGUGUAUGCAAAUGGUUCAAAACUGGAGGGGUGAUGGAAUCUCACUUCUACGACACAGACAUUGCAGCCUCGAAAGAAGCAAUCUUCCUGAUUACCAAGUUCAAUUCAAAAGGAUGCAUUAACAAAAUUGUCAAAGUCAACCUUCCUGAGGUAUGGAGCUUCAAUCAAUGCACCCGACAAGAUUUCGCUGGGCGUAAAGUUCUACAGGAGCCUUUCAUUACCAAUUAUCAAAAGUUCAACUCCAACACUGGUUGGGCGGACGACAGCCUACCUUGGCCUAGGGUGAUGCAAGCUCUCUCGCACUUUACUUACCACAUUUCGAAUGGACAGAAGCUUUUGUGCGAUCUACAAGGUGGCGUUUACACUGACGGAGUGGUGCUGACAGAUCCUGUAGUCAUGUCCACCACACGGGAGUAUGGACCUACCGAUCUUGGAUCAAAUGGGAUUAGCAGCUUUUUCGCGCAUCAUGUAUGCAACGAAUUUUGUCAGUCAGCGUGGCGACGGCCUCGCGAUCAAAGCGCCUACUUCCACCGAUCUGCAGGAACUACAAUGGAACAAGUGCCAACCCGCAACUCCCGGGCACCCAUGUCGAGGCAGUUCUAG